Molecule: messenger RNA, 989 nt
Organism: Photinus pyralis (common eastern firefly)
Lineage: Eukaryota; Metazoa; Arthropoda; Insecta; Coleoptera; Lampyridae
Gene: RpL6
Product: 60S ribosomal protein L6
Exons: 3
Coding region: 136-939 (267 amino acids)
Biological process (GO): ribosomal large subunit assembly; cytoplasmic translation
Cellular component (GO): cytosolic large ribosomal subunit; ribosome
Molecular function (GO): RNA binding; structural constituent of ribosome
Source: RefSeq, a predicted model, not a curated record
CGAAGGGACUAAGGAGAUAGCACCACGUAGAAAUUUGAAAACCCCGCGAGUACUUUUGGUGAUUUUUUUAAGUUACUAAAGCAGUGUUACCAACAUGUAGUAAAAAAUAAAACUUCUUUUUGGUGACUGCUGAAAAUGGCCGACAAGGCGGCAGCCGUUAAACCGAAGACUGGCGCAAAGCCGUCCGAAGAUGCGAAGAAGAAGAGCAAGAAACCCCGCAAUUACGACUUAGGUAACGGGAUCUACAGGUUCUCGAAGACGCGCAUGUACCACAAGAAGGCGAAGUACUUGUUCAAAGGCAAGAAGACGACGCACCCGAAGAAACCGCGCAAGCCCCUCACCAUCGAGAAGACAAUCGGUGGCGAGAAGAACGGCGGUAAACGUAUAGUUUUGUUACGUAAACGUCGGAAUUACUACGCGACGCAAGAUAAGGUGAAGAAGCCCCACGCGAAGAAGUUGUUCAAGAACCACCCGAGGUACAUUCGAAGCACGUUGACCCCCGGAACUGUUCUGAUUCUUCUAGCCGGCGUGCACAAGGGAAAGCGUGUCGUGCUUCUCAAGCACUUGGCCAGCGGACUGUUGCUGGUAACCGGGCCGUUUGUCGUUAACGGGUGCCCCAUGCGUCGCGUACAUCAGAGUUACGUUAUCGCGACCGAAACCAAGCUGGAUGUCAGCGGGGUUAAGAGUUGCGAGCAGAUUGACGACCAGUACUUCCGUCGCGAACGUAAGAAACGCGCCAAGAAGGAGGAGGGUGAUAUUUUCUCCACGAAAAAGGAGACCUACAAAGUGAACGAUCAAAAGAAAGUGGACCAGAAGGCGUGUGACAAAGAGCUGAUCCAGGUCAUUAGGAAACACAAAGACGGCAAAUUGCUAUUCACCUACCUCUCCACCAUGUUUGGACUACGCUCGUCGCAGUACCCUCACAGAAUGAGGUUUUAGCCGCUAUUGAUUUAUUUGUAUAAGUUUGAUCAAUAAAUUCGUCGAGAUCC